CUCAAUGCAUACUAAAUUGAGGAUGCAUUGCAACUUACCGUUAUAGCUAGCCAACGCACGGGCGCUAUAAAAAAGUUGGCGGCCCACGGAGACGAUUCCGUAACCUUGCCUGGCUGGCCUGAUCGACAGUUACGUGUUUAGAAAUGGCUGAAAAGCGAACAUUACCAGUGGAUACUGAUGAAGACGGACACGUCGAGGAUGUUGGGACUAUUGUUCCAGCAAAGAAGGCCCGCACAGAUCAGGAGCUGGUCGUGGGCACUGUAACAAAAGAUGGUAUCACCCGCACAAGCAACCUUUCAGCUCCAAUUAUUCAGCUAUCGGGCCAUGCUGGCGAGCUUUUCUCAUUGCGGUUCAGCCCAGAUGGUCAGUGUCUUGCCUCAUCGUCCUUUGAUAAAGACAUCUUCUGCUGGCGUGUCUAUGAUGAGAAUGAAAACUACAUGGUUAUUAAGGGCCACCGCAACGCCGUGUUGGAGGUGCACUGGUUCACGGACGGCGAGGCGCUGCUCAGCUGCUCGGCGGAUAAGACAGCCAGGUGCUGGGACACGGAGACGGGGCAGCAGAUUAAGAAGCUGGGCGAGCACACCGGCAUCGUGAACAGCUGCUGCCCGCUGCGGAGGGGCGCCAAGAUGUUCGUGACGGGCUCGGACGACAACACCGUCAAGCUGUGGGACAUGCGCGUCAAGAAGUCCGUGCAGACGCUACGCGGCUCCUUCCCGGUGUGCGCGGUGGCCUUCGCGGACGCGGGCGACCAGGUGUUCAGCGGCGGGCUGGAUAACACCAUCAAGCUGUGGGACCUGCGCACCCAGGGGGGCAGCAGCGGCGAGGCGGCGGAGCCGGUGCUGCUGCUCAAGGGGCACAGCGACAGCGUGACUGGGCUGCGGCUGAGCCCCGACGGCACCCACCUGCUGUCCAACGCCAUGGACAACACGCUGAGGGAGUGGGACGUGCGGCCCUACGCGCCGCCCAACCGCUGCACGAAGGUGUUCACAGGCCACAUACACAGCUUCGAGAAGGGGCUGCUGCGCUGCGACUACUCGCCGGAUGCCAGCCAGGUCACGUGCGGCAGCGCGGACAGGAUGGUGUACGUGUGGGACAGCUCCUCGCGCAAGGUGCUGUACAAGCUGCCCGGCCACACCGGCAGCGUCAACGAGGUGGUCUUCCACCCCAAGGAUCCCAUCAUUGCGUCUGCCUCCAGCGACAAGACCAUCUUCCUCGGGGAGCUGGCGGCAUGAGGGGCAGCAGCAGGAGGAGGGAGGGGUAGGGGCUGCAGCACGAGGAGGAGGCAUGUAGACGGGGGCACAUGGCGCAGCGAGCUUGCAUGCAGGCGUGACGCUAGGGUGUAUGCGUGAGCGGUUGUGUUGAGUUGCUCAGGGAAUCUCUCACCUCGUGUUUAUCCCUUUAUGCUAAAGCGCAUGCACCUUCUCCAGUGCAAGGCAAGGGAGGCGGAGCUGGUGGUGCUCAAGCAGUCAUACAGUAUGCCGCUGCAGUCAUAGGGGAGUAGUGCAGAGGGGCUGCCGGGUGUCAGGGAGGUUGGGCAGGAGGUUCGGGCUCCCGGCGAGCAGGGAUGAGCCGGCGGGAGGCGGGGACUGCGGGAGGGAGGAAGGGUUCUUGCCCGCCUGGCCAGCUGCUCCAGUUGGUAGGCGGAGUGGCGGUAGGCUGCAUGGGCGGCAUGGCGCUGGCAGCAGCAAGGGCCGGCGGCUUGGGCUCCUAGCAUAGCGUCGGUUCCAGCUCCUGUCUUAGGGUCCGGGGCCGGGCUGAUGAUGGCCGCGGGUGUUGAGGAGAAUUGCAGCCAUGUCGGUGUCGUGCCUUGGGUAGUGUUAAAUGCGAUUUCCGUCCCCUAGUCCCAGGCCCGGCCCCUCGCUCCCGAAGGAUGUCCUCGAUGUGUAAGGCGCCCCUCACGCAAGGCGCCCAAGACGAGCUAUGCACAUGCUGUACUAAUAUGUUGUUAUGCAGCGUGCCAGCAGGCAUCACAGCUGAGCCACUGGUGGGUGCAGCACUCCUCCGCGGUCUACAUGACGCUGACUAGUGGGCCAAAGCCGCAUGGACUGGACAGCAGUUGCGCUCUUUCCGUGUAGUCAUUUCACAGCGAACAAUACUUCGCAUAGAGCGCUGUCAGGAUCGAGACACGAGUCAUGUCCGAGCUAACGGCUGGUGUACGAUGUUCGCCUUAAUAAAUUGCAUUAAAGGCUGCAUAAUUGCAGGUUACAAACCAUCUAUUGACUCCCAACUCUAACUGAUGCUUCAAGCCUAGUGCAUAGGUCAACUUAGGGACAGGAAUUGUCGCCCUUGCGCCUCCCCUGGGGUGCCGGUUCGCCAGCUCAGGCCGGCCUCGCAGCUUGCUGUUCUUCACGUCAGACGUCGCGGCAACUUCACAAUUUUAACUCCUUUAUUUUAAUACUUAGAAGUAAGUGACGGCCCCUCGUUCAUGCGUUCGUGCGCACAUGUCGGACCAACCUGUAACGGCCCGCAACGGCCAUGACGAGAUGACGACCCCUCGCUCUGCUGCGUCCCUCCAUGCAGUUUAAACCUCAUACACGACGUUAUACUAGCCAUGAACACGAGGGCUGCAACUGCAGGUGCGAUGCCGAUGUUGGCGCCAUUGCACGGCGCAAGAGGCUCAGCCUUUGCUUCCAGCGCAGUGUGCCAGUACUGCAAGGACAACGCACGAACCAUCCUGGCAACGGCCGCCGUCGCUGCUGCCGCGUACCUCUCGUACCGGGCCGCCACCAGGGCUGCCCCUCGUUCGUCCCCUCGUUCUGGAUCGCAGCUGCUGCAGCAGCAGCAGCCUCCGCCGGCCGCACACGAUCAGCCGCAGCAGGAGCAGCCACAGCCGCUGAGCC
Molecule: messenger RNA, 2840 nt
Organism: Astrephomene gubernaculifera
Lineage: Eukaryota; Viridiplantae; Chlorophyta; Chlorophyceae; Chlamydomonadales; Astrephomenaceae
Source: the annotation of a GenBank genome assembly